AUGGUUGCGUUUAUGCACGUGCGCGCUGAAAAGUUGUACAUGAAUCGGAAGACAUGUCGGCCAGGAACAUAUCGAACAUUUUACAGAUUCGACGAGGUGAACGUGGAGUUGUUAGCCACUCACUUUUUGCCGGAUUCUCCAGAAACGCGGGGUGGAAGUCUGACAAACAAGGAAAGGAUGGAGACUUUUCUUCGCUAUUUGUCCGAUCCAGGAUUCCAAGUUGGUGUUGGCGAGGACAAGGGUAUACAUCAGUCAACGGUGUGUAAAACAUUUUCGAAUGUGUUAACCCAUGUUGUGGCGAAAGCUCAAAUUUGGAUUAAGUUUCCAGCCUUGCAGGAUAUAAGAGAGGCACAACAACUGUGGCAAACUGGUAAUGAAAUACUAGGUGCAGUCGGUGCGAUAGACUGUACGCAUGAUAAAAUUCUGAAGCCGGAUGCACGACGGAGGCAUGGAGAUGAAUACAUAAACAGAAAAGGUUCAGCAUCCAUCAAUGUGCAGGCGACAUGUAAUGCAGUUGAACGAUUUACGAGUGUCGAUGCUAGUUGGCCUGGGUCCGUGCAUGACAGUCGGAUAUGGAAGAAUUCCGACGUGGUCGAACGAUGA
Molecule: messenger RNA, 603 nt
Organism: Lineus longissimus
Lineage: Eukaryota; Metazoa; Nemertea; Pilidiophora; Heteronemertea; Lineidae
Product: putative nuclease HARBI1
Exons: 1
Coding region: 1-603 (200 amino acids)
Source: RefSeq, a predicted model, not a curated record